ACCAUUCCAAAUCUUCAAUUUUCGUAUUGUUGUAACUAUGUAUUCACCUGCACAAACGCUACCGUCACUUGUCCUCGAACAGAUCCUCGACUUUGCAGUUGGAAGUUUUCCGCACGAGUUCACUCCAGAGUAUGCCUGCGACUGCGGCCCAUAUAUGCGUGUGGUUCCUGGCCUCAGUUUAUGUCGCAGCUGGAGAGAUGCAGCGCUGUCAAAGUUGUAUGGCGAGGCCUGGUGGUGCAAGGUCCCGAAUUGCUCGCAAUGCUACACAACCGAAUGCCACAGUCGCAAAUUGCCUAGGGGGCUACCGACUGCUAUUUCCACUGGUAACCAGUAUCGCGUCAGAAAAGUGUCGCUGCAUUGGAAGGUCGAGGCUAUCCUGGAUGGUACAGCGAUCAGUGCGGCCAAGAACUCAUUGCUAGGCAAAUUGGUAAUGCCAUCAGUCACCUCCCUGGACUUUUACUUUUGCUCGGACCAACUGGAAGUGGAUCUUAGCGAGGCUAAGAAGAUGGAGCAUGUCAAGGCGUUCUGCAGCGAGAUAUACCAACUGUUUCCUUCCGUGCAAAGCUAUCAUCUCGUAAAGUUUGACGGGUAUGAUGAACUCAACGACUACCCUGAAGUUCCGGCUAUAGACAGCCUUAUUACUGGUCUGACCAAACACAAGACGCUGGUCGACUUUUCGUGCUCGGCGUUCGUUAUUGUGGUUCCCCUUCCCACCGAUGGCCGUGACCUGCGCUAUGUAUCAACCACCGCUCUCGAGGCUGACCAACACACAAUCGAGCUUAUCCGGCGCAGUGCCUCUACUCUUGAGUGCCUCACAGUCCAAGGCGGGGGUCCAGAGGUAUUUGCGCAGCUUCUUCAUUCCGAAGAUGGAAAGCCUGUUGUCUACACCCACGUUCACUCUCUGGAGAUGUCGUACACCGUAUAUCGCUCCUUUAGAGAAGCACACCCCACCUUUGCUUCUCCUACCGGUGUGUACUUUCCGUCUCUCAGAAAACUAGUGAGCAGGAUAAGAUACCCGUUCAGCAACGAUGUCCUGUUCAGAGGCAGUGAAGCGACGCUAGAAUAUCUGGACAUUCCGCUUUUACCGAGAACUGUUUCCGAUCUCCAGGAGUGUGGUGUGUUCAACGCCAAUCGUUUUCCAGCACUGAAAUAUGUUAGCGGAAAAGGGGAUCGAGUGGACGAUGAGAUGACGCGCAUACAGUUGACAGGAUCUCUGCUGCGGUUUGCUGCCAACGCGCGCGUUAUUAAGGCCAGGGAGAACGACUGUCCAUUUGACUUGACUGGCUUUGCAAUCAGCGAGUUUGGACAAAACGUUACCGUGUUGGAUAUACCGCCUAUCAGGCUGACGUUAAUGCGUACGCUCCAGCUUAUCAAGGUGCUACCGCGUCUUCAACAGCUGAGAACUGGAGUCGAGAUCACCGACGAGCUGCGCACCACUGACCAGACCCAUGAUUCCUGCGUUGCUGAAUGCCGUCCGCUGUGGAUACAAAGACAUGAAGGCGAUCCAAAAUACAUGGAAUAUGGCGAUCCAUUCCAUCCGGAUAUUGAGGACGACAUUGUCCAACGUGGACUCAGACCAGAUGCAUACGAGUGCUUUUAUUCGUCGAGAUUCAUCUUCUCCGACUAUUUUGGCGAGUUCAUUUUGGACCACCUCAGCCUGGUCUAUGCAGAUUUAGGGUUUGUUGACGAGCUCUAUUCUGACUUCUACCCGCUGUCCGACUCCUUGGCUGUUUUGGACUGCAGCCAUGACAGAGAGGACAGCGCGGUGCUGCUGGCUCGGUCCAAGAUUGCAGUCAUCUUGCUGGCACUGUGCCCGUCGAUCCAGCGGAUCCAAACGUGCUGGGCCAUCGACUUCAGAUACACGAAGAAGGCCAUUCCCGACGAUAUAUCUAUAGAGCGGCAGAGGAUCGUGGAAUCCGAGCAGCACCAAAAGCUCGUUGCCCAUCUGAGGUCGGUAGCCCAGCAAUAAUAUUCGCCUACCGCUCUGUCUGUCUAAACCAUCGCUUGCUAUUGCAUUUCCA
Molecule: messenger RNA, 2021 nt
Organism: Linderina pennispora
Lineage: Eukaryota; Fungi; Kickxellomycota; Kickxellomycetes; Kickxellales; Kickxellaceae
Exons: 1
Coding region: 38-1969 (643 amino acids)
Source: RefSeq, a predicted model, not a curated record